AUGGGGAAGAAGGAUAGACAGCGCAAGAAACUGCGUGAGUUUGCUAAAUUGAAAAACAGGCAGCGAAACUUGAGAAAGAGCGUGCAAACAUUGAAGAAUGAGGUUCAACGAGAGGCUAAAGUCCCAAGAACUUCGAAUCAAAUUGCUUUAGGAAACGACAAAAUCGAAGAGAUUAACGAAAAUAGUCCAUUAUUAUCAGCUCCUAGUAAACAAGAGGAGGUAUCAAUUCCGAAAGCGGUUGAUAUUGAUACCAUUGAUGCACAGCCUCUUCACGAAGGCCCAAAAAUUGAUGACUCGCCCCAAGAUGAGGUCAAUAGCAUUAAAGGAAAACCUGCGGACAAGGCUAAUGAAGACGAUCUUAAGCCGCCUUCACAACAUGAAGCAUGUGGAAAUUCAGCUUUGCAAAGCUCUAUUACAGAUUUUAGUGAUAGAUCAGUAUCACCAUUGCAAAGUAUUACCAGCUGCAAUACUCCGAUGAGUGAGCACGAGCUACCAGUAUCUUCCUCAAAUUCGUUUGAAAGAGCUGAUGAUAUGCCUGUAGUGCAGGCAGAUAACCAGACGUCAAGUAGUAAAUCUUUGCACAUUGUUGCACCAUCUCCUGAAGUACCAGUCAGCGGAGAUGAAAUCACUUCAUAUGGAUAUGGCUCUAUACCCCAGAGCAUCGGGGAUGUAGAGAACGGAUUGAAUCCUCCUUAUGUCGAAAAUACAUCAUCUGAUGAACUUGUACAUGAUCUGACGAGAAGACGGAUAUUUUCAUCCUGUAUGUGUACUUAUUUAUUCUUUAUUGCAAUGGACAGUUCUAUAAUCCUAGUAAUUGCGUCCAAAAUUGCUUCGGAGUUUCAUGAGUUAUGGAGAUUAUCCUUAGUCAUCUCAGCAUACCUAUUGAGUAAUGCUAUUGGGCAACUGGUAUUUUUGAAGCUAUCUUUAAUAUCCAGUGUAAAAUUGUUGUUGUGUAUUGCUCAAUUCAGUUUUAUCCUUGGUGGCUAUUUAUCUUGGAGUUCUGCCCAUUUUUGGACGUUUAUCUUUGCCCGUUGUGUCACAGGAUUUGGGGGCGGUUCCUUAAUAGCGCUCAAAAGUACUAUUAUGAAUCGGUUUUCUCAAAAGAACGACAGUCGGUACUCAUUGAGUGCCUCUAUGAUAACAUUUGCUAUGGGUGUGGUAAUUGGGCCCUUUAUGAUGAACUUGUUUGAUUCUUCUCAUGGUAGCGGGUGGAGAAAUGCCUUCUUAAUACCAGUUCCUUUUUGCCUUGUGAAUGCCUCGAUUAUGCUGGCAGAUAUGUAUUCUGUUAAGAGCACUUUAUAUGGACGCCCAACGCCUACAUUAUGGAAAAGAUUCAAGAAUACUCUAUUAAGUCCUGAUUUAUACGAAAUAUUGACACUUACGCUAUUCCUACUUUGUUUCGUUCAAGUGACCUCAUUGGAUUUAACAGGGUUAAAGAAUAAUACGAUGAUUCAAGCGCUACUAUUUUCUGUAAUUAUCGUUUGUGGCAUUUUAUUUUUCUUGAUAGAGACAAGCGAUACUUACAUGAACUCUGUAAUUUCAAUGUCCUUACAAGGUGACAAGCGUUUAAUAUGGACAAUGAUAGGAAUUUCAUUUUGCUUUGCAGCAUUAAUGUGCAUCAUCCCAUUCGGUACAACGUACUUCAUCAUUGUUUUAAAUUUAAGCACUUUACAACUUGCAGAGAGAUUGUCCCCAUUCUUUUUCUCCAUUGUACUGGGUUACUUUAGUGUUUCUUAUUUUUGGAAGUCGAAAGGACAGAAUUUUUUGCUAAAAUUUGUUUUAAGCGGAGCCACCCUGUUACUAUAUGUGGCACUUAUGGGGGUAAGUUUGAAUUUACCAGUAUGGAAGCAAUAUAUAUGUUUGUCUCUGCCAUUUUUGGGCUCCUCUAUGAUAUUGACCUUGCUGUCAAAUCUUUAUCAUGAGUACCAUGAACAAAGAAAGUCACCUAUCAGUGGUUCUAUCGUAUAUUGUUUCGGUGCCGUGGGGGGGACGGUUGGUAUUUCCUUGGGUGGUUAUGUCUUCCACAAAACAUUAAUAAAACUUAUGCAUGAGAAGGUGAUGCCAUUUAGCAAGCAAGGUUAUCUUAAAAAGGACCUUUUGAAAAUUAUCAAGCACGCUACGGAAUCUUCAGAUUGGGUACACGAAUCAGCCCCAAAGUUUGUUUUUCAAACUUUGAUUGAGUGUUAUUUACAAGCAUGUCGAAACGUAUUCAAACUCUCUACCCUUUUUUUUACGAUUACUGUCGUAGCAAUAUUCAUUUUCAACAGAAUCCAUUGUCGUAGUCAAAAUUGUUUGUCACUAUCUUGA
Molecule: messenger RNA, 2307 nt
Organism: Saccharomyces cerevisiae S288C
Lineage: Eukaryota; Fungi; Ascomycota; Saccharomycetes; Saccharomycetales; Saccharomycetaceae
Gene: VBA4
Product: Vba4p
Exons: 1
Coding region: 1-2307 (768 amino acids)
Biological process (GO): transmembrane transport; basic amino acid transmembrane transport
Cellular component (GO): vacuolar membrane
Molecular function (GO): transmembrane transporter activity
Source: RefSeq, marked reviewed